UAUAUGUGCACAAACUGAGGGGGGGUGGGGGAACUCAAAGGAGAGUAAAAAGGGGUGGAGAGAGUGGAGUGUGAGAAAGAGAAGAGAGGAGGAGAGAGAGCACGACAGAAAAGAAGGCAGGAAGCGUAAACACGCUGUCACUGAAUUUCAGACGGUGAUUUAUUGAGAGCACAGGCGAGAAGAGAAUUCAUAUAUACGCAAACAAAGGCUGCUAGUAAACACACACAGAAAUACACACAUACACAGACACUCACUGAAUCGCACACACACACAUAAACACGCAUGCUGAAGUGCACACACACACACACACACACAUGCACACUGAAGCUGUAACCGGACCAAAGACAGCGCAAGGCUGAAACUCUGGACUCUUAAAUUCUCAGCGAAACAGAGGAAGAGAUUUCCAGGACACUGCUGGAGACAGAGGAACCGUCUGCUGGAAACACACUGUCACUGAGAGAGGGAGGAAGAAAGAGGAGAGAGGAAGAUAAAAUACUGAAGAAGAGGAAACAGUGAGCAGCAGGGGACAGACGCUCCACAGGGGCUGGUCAGAUGUUCUGAGAUGCCACGUAUCCCUGUGUUGUCGUUUGUGACCCUGAGCUUGGCCAUCAUGCAUAGAGGGGUGGUUCUGGGAGCUCAGUAUGGAGACUGGACUGAUUCAGAUCUUCAGCCCACCAUUCAAAAGCUGAUGAAGGGCUACAACCGUUACCUAAGACCCAACUUUAAUGGGGGUCCUGUGGAAAUUGGAAUGAGCCUGGAUAUUGCCAGCAUUGAUGCCAUCUCAGAAAUCAACAUGGACUACACUGCGACCAUCUUCCUGCGGCAGCGAUGGCGGGACUCGCGGCUGGUGUUUGUGGGGAACGAGAGCGUCAGUGUGGACGGGCGGCUCGUCUCCCUGCUGUGGAUCCCCGACACCUUCAUCCCCGACUCCAAACGCUCCUUCCUGCACGACGUCACCGUGGAAAACCGCCUCAUCAGGAUCUUCAGCAACGGCACCGUGCUCUACGCGCUCCGAAUCACAGCCACCAUUGCCUGCAACAUGGACCUGACCAAAUACCCCAUGGACCGACAAGUGUGCACCCUACAGCUGGAGAGCUGGGGGUAUAACCUGCAGGAUGUGGUGUUCUACUGGACCCGUGGUAAUGACUCUGUGAGGGGAUUGGACACACUGAGGCUGGCCCAGUACAGUGUGGAGAGCUACUACACCACAGUGACACAGGCUGUCUAUGAGACAGGUCUGUACCCUAAGCUGGUGCUACACUUCGCUCUGCGCAGAAACGUGCUCUUCUUCAUCCUGGAGACCUACGUCCCCUCCACCCUGCUGGUGGUGCUGUCCUGGGUGUCCUUCUGGAUCAGCCAAUCAUCUGUCCCGGCUCGGACCUGCAUCGGUGUGACCACUGUUCUGACUAUGACCACGUUAAUGAUGGGGGCGCGCACAUCGCUGCCGAACGCUAACUGCUUCAUUAAGGCCAUCGACGUCUACCUGGGCAUCUGCUUCACCUUCAUCUUUGGGGCUCUGCUGGAGUACGCCAUCGCCCACUUCUGCACCAUGCAGCACCAGACCAUCGGAGACCUGCAGAGAGAGCUGCAGAAGGACCUGGAAGAGUCCAGUGGGAAUGGUGCCAUACCACUGGUUAGCUCCGCCCACCCCAGGCGACCGAUGGAAUUAGACCCCGCCCAGCCGGAGGAAGUGGGCCAAUCGGCUGGCGGCAGAGGCGGGGCAGUGCUGAGGGUGCAGGGAAAGGGGCGUGGCCUGGGCUCUGUUAAGGAGGCGUCCCGUAAAGCCACGGCAGCGUUCAGCGUGCAGAACCCCCACAACAUCGACCGCCACGCCCGCACCGUCUUCCCCCUCGCCUUCCUCAUCGUCAACAUACUGUACUGGCUUUAUUACCUCUUCCUCUGAGAGCAGUGGCCUUUUCAAUCACUCUAUCUCUCCAUCACCCCACCCCUCUGCCUCUCUGUCCCUCUAUCCCUCUACCCCUCUGUCUCUCUGUCCCUCUACCUCUCUGUCUCUCUGUUCCUCAAUCACUCUAUCUCUCCAUCACUCUAUUCCUUAAUCAAUCCAUCACCCCAUCCCUCUGUCUCUCUGUCCCUCCAUCUCUCUGUGUGAUACAUCUCUCUGCCCAUCUCUCUGUCCCACAAUCCCUCUGCCCAUCUCUCUGUCCCUCAGUCACUCUAUCUUUCCAUUACCCCAUCCCUCUGUCCCCCUAUCCCUCAAUCACUCCAUCUCACCAUCCCUCCAUCAGCCAGCUUUCUCCAUCGGUCCAUCACUCCAUGUCGCAUCAUUCUAUCACUCCUUCACACCAUCUCUCCAUACCUCAAUCACUCCAUUCUUCCAUCACCCAGCCUUCUACACCACUCUCUUCCUUUAUCACUCCCACACUCCUCUUACCUCCUGGCUUCUGCAAAGGAACAAACAAAAAUUCCAGUGUGACUCCAGGGGCAUAUAACUGUAAUACCAGAGUUCAACAACAGGGGGUGAUAUACACUGUAACAUAGAAUAUGGUUAUUGAUGUAGCAGAGGUAGUUUGGCCCAUACCUGUAAUAAUGGCCUUCAUAUUGUGCAGAGUGAUACAUUUCCUGAAUACAGUUAUAUUACUGAAUAUUUCAUUUGUCACUUUGAUGAUCUUGUUGAAUGUAAAUCGUGAAAUUCAUAUCUGUAUCUGUGUUCUAUUUGCCUAUACUUGUUUGUAAUGCUGUUACAUUAAAAUCGUGUUAAGGGUA
Molecule: messenger RNA, 2724 nt
Organism: Anguilla anguilla (European eel)
Lineage: Eukaryota; Metazoa; Chordata; Actinopteri; Anguilliformes; Anguillidae
Gene: gabrp
Product: gamma-aminobutyric acid type A receptor subunit pi
Exons: 10
Coding region: 563-1903 (446 amino acids)
Biological process (GO): nervous system process; chemical synaptic transmission; regulation of membrane potential
Cellular component (GO): synapse; neuron projection; GABA-A receptor complex
Molecular function (GO): neurotransmitter receptor activity; GABA-A receptor activity; extracellular ligand-gated monoatomic ion channel activity
Source: RefSeq, a predicted model, not a curated record